GAGGGGGUAGGCAGUGAGCUUUCCAGUAUGGUUAUAGUUCAAUGCUACGAUUCUUGUAGACCCUUAACUAGGUUCCUGAAGCUAGAUAUAUAGAAAGAGAGAAGAUUGGUCAAUUGUAAACAUAUUUGAAAUGGGAUGCACGUGUAUAUGAAAAUUUAACGGACGAAUAAAAGUACUAACAUAUAUUAGUGUAUAAGCCACAGCUAAAAGGCGUACGAGAAUCAUAAGGAGGAAAUUAAGGAGAAAAUAGUAACGAGAGGGACAGAGAAAGAGAUCGUUUAUAUCUGACAGCUAUGAUGAAAGUAUAUUCUUUCGACAAAAGUCUUCACGAGAGGUUUACAGAGUACACCGAUAUACUGAUAAAUCCAGACAAGAUCUUACCCGCCUCUCAAGUUGAGUUGGAAUGGAUUUGCGACACGGAAAUCGUUAUAGAGCCAGCCGGCUGGCAGGCUCUUUGGAACGUACCACUUUCCGUGUGUGCACAAAAUCAAGUUCAUUAUCCGUUGGUGGUUUUGGUGGAGGUGUUGUCGGUUGAUUGUCCUACAUUGUCCGCUUUAGUGAAAAUCAUGUGGGAUGAGAUGGAUAGAUAUCUUACAUUUCCUUCAGAGUGCAAAGUUAAAUUAAUCGAACUGUUUCCAACCAUUGAACAAACCAAUACUACUUUAGAUAUCGUUGGUACUGCACAUUUAAUAGACAAGUUACGAUUUUUUUAUACACAUUUGUGGUUACCAUGGGAUAAUGAGGAAGACGAUAAUGUCGAUUGGGUGAGGCAACACUUGGAGAGUAGACUAAGAUUUGCUUAUGAUAUAAGGAGAGGGUUUAUUGACAAACAAACUUGUGACCUGAUCAGAUCACUGGUGAGAGAAGCAAAACAUAUUUGGGAAAAAAUGUCAAAAUUGGAAAGUAUAAUAACAGGUGAUAAAGAUAAGACCGAUCAAUCCCAGACAGCACCACUUGAAUAUAUGAAUCUUCACCUCCGGCUUCAGCAAAUUAAAUCAGAAAUGGAUAUAUUAGAGAAUGACAAAGUGAGAGAGAUGGUUGUGAAGCAUCAUAAUGUUGUAGAUAAAAAUACAAUGAGCAAAGAUGAAAAAAUAACAUGCUACUUUGUAUGGCUGGAUGGUACGUUAAGAGAACUACAGGAGACUUGUGAUAGAGUUAAAAAAAUGUUACCUAAUGAGUCACUUAUCAAAAUUUCUGGAUAUUUGGAUGAUGUUUUACACUCGUGUAAAACAGGUGAUAUGGUUAUACUAGGUGAAGGAAAACAUAUUAUCAAAGGUGCUGGUGAAUUAGAAACAGGUGGCACAAUUAGAGGAAUAUACAAUACUAGAGAUACUAUCCUUCAUCCAAAAGAAUUCAGUAGUGCGUCAACUUUACUUGAUUUUUCUCACAAUUUUACUGAGGUUCUACUGGAGAAUAUCUGCAUAAGUUUAGGGGAACUUCCAAUAGGCAUAAUUGUCAGAAGUGGACUUGUAAAGAUAAAACAUUGUGUAAUAUCUAAUCUGACCUCAAAAGAAAAAACUGUUCAAACAGGUAUAGUUGUUAUGCCGGAUGCGAGAUUAGUAAUUGAGGACACGCAUUUCGAGUUUUUAGGAACUGCCGUGCUUAUUUGUGCAAAUGGCGAGGCUGUCAUGAAUAACUGUGAGAUCCUUUCGUGUUAUGUGGGUGUACAGCUUAGUGAUGAUUCUAGUCUUAUCGCGAACAAAUGUGUUUUCGACAGUUGUCGUGAACAUGCCAUACGAAUGGAAACUGAUAGAAACAUACCUGAUGAAGCAAGACAUUUUCAAUUUAAUGAGCAGCCAAAUACCAUAUCAGAAAUUAUAUUAAAUGAAUGUCAUUGUGUCCAAUCAGAUUUCGAGGAUAUCGUUUUAAAAUCGAAACGCAUCACACCUGUGGCAGAGUGGUUAGAUGUUAAUCCAAAAAUAUAAAACUUGUAUUAUUUUUUACUGUAUAUUGUUCUUAGUUUAGUACAGGAAUAUUAGUUUAGGGAAAUGGUUAAGAGAAUGGCGCUCGAAACGUUUUUUUUUGUUUUUUACACAAAACUAUAUUAGCAUAAAAUUGGCGUUAGAACUGAUCUCUGCGUAUUUUGGAUCAUUCAAUGUUCGUAAAAUAAAUGAAUCGUAUUUUGCGGGUUCACGCGAUAUACCUCGCAAUCAUGAAAUUUCGAGGUUAUUGAUCGUUGAAGUGUUGAGUCAGUUGUGAAUAGCUGCGCGACGAAUCGAGCUCAUGUGUCAUUUAGUGUUUUCGCGACUUCAACUCGCAAGGUAAGCCUUGCGCACAAAUUAUUGUUGUCGAGAGCAUCAAAAAGAUGAGUACCCCAUGUUCGUUAUGAUGAAAUAUUAAACAGUCGCUGUUAUAUAUGUAAUGGAAAGCCAAUAUCACGCGUAACAAUACAUCGGGUGUGCCGAAUAUUACCGCGUAAUGGUUCAAAUCGUCAGAUCGAUGCAUCUUCUCAGGCAUACAUUAUUUAGAAACGUUUCUAAAACGAACGGUUAGGAAACUUAUGUAAAACCAACAUGUGUUAUCAGAGUUUUUCAAGAAACUUAUCAUCAGGAUAACGAGUGCAAUUCAUUUGUUUGUCGCAUUACGACAGUUUAGAGUUUGAAUCAUUGUAUUUUAUUUAAUUAAUUGAAGAAAAAUUUGUCACAGGCAUUGCCAUACGAAAUUUAAGGCUGUAUGUAAGAGAAAUUUAAUUUAUAUAUUAUAUACGCCAGAGAGAGAGAGAGAGAGAGAGAGGGGGGGGAGAGAGAGAGAGAGAGAGAGAGAGAGACUUAAACCCAAUUUGUAGUAGGAUCUUGAUAAUUAAUGGCAAUUACGUUGAAACAAUUUCGGUGUGAUACGUGACACGCGAUAUCUAGCGAGCAAGCUGCUUUUCUGGAAGAGUUGCGUUCAUUGGAUAUCACGUGUCGCGAUUGCGCUGUCUAGUAGCAAAAAGUCGCGAUCCAUUGGCGCUGUUAACGUUUUGAAACGCCGUAAAGACCAAUCGUGGCUUUUCUUUAAGCGCUUCAAAGCAUUUGCAGCAUCUAAUGAAUCGCACCCAAGGUGUCGCGCGCAUUCGCCAUGAACAGCAGCUCAAAGUUCAAAUUGUGGGAUCGCCAUGUACUUAACGUUCUCUACCCGUCGAAAAAGACACGCGUCGUGAGUUGUGAUCAGGAAUAUCGAGAGCAGCGUCGCUCGUUCGCCGAGCAGCAGUUUGGAAGUUAAAUAGCCGCUCUCGCAAGUCAUCGAAGAAAACUUAGUUAAUUGAUAAAUGACGCAAUCAUUAUUGUAACAAUUGUCUAAUAUAUUUAGAUUCUUAUUCUGAAUUUGCUUUUAUUGACAAAAAUAUCUUAAAAAAAAGUGAUUUUUAGCCAAUCAGAAGGCUUAUACAAGUCAUAUUAGAAGGCAUUUUUACCGACAAAGGAAAGCUCAGAAUAAGGAUCUUAUAGAUCUUACAUAUUUCAAUGUAAUUUUUAAAUAGGACCUAGAUAAUCUCUAACUGUGUGACUGUGUUUAAAUAGUUGUUAAUUAAGGUAAUAAUCCAAAUUAUAGGUUGAAUACCAAUUUCUUCAUACAGCACAAAUGUCCAAAAACAUCCUAAUGAUGUCUCAGAGACACAUCUUCGGAAUGUCUCUGGGAUGUAUUUUGGACACUUAUGCUGUAUGGGUCAGUUCAAACUUGAUUUAUUGAUACAAUUUAAAAAAUAUAUUAAGUGAAAGUAAUUAAAACAGACUUAAUAAAAACACAGACUUUUUAUAUUAUUUAA
Odontomachus brunneus is the source of this 3742-nucleotide messenger RNA. RefSeq names its product protein nessun dorma (gene nesd). The transcript has 4 exons. NCBI's taxonomy places the organism in Eukaryota, Metazoa, Arthropoda, Insecta, Hymenoptera, Formicidae. Gene Ontology annotation, biological process: spermatogenesis; male meiosis cytokinesis. The record is from RefSeq and is a predicted model, not a curated record. Bases 294 to 1925 code for a protein of 543 amino acids.